Cercospora beticola is the source of this 1215-nucleotide messenger RNA. RefSeq lists its product as uncharacterized. Lineage: Eukaryota; Fungi; Ascomycota; Dothideomycetes; Mycosphaerellales; Mycosphaerellaceae. Gene Ontology annotation, molecular function: DNA-binding transcription factor activity, RNA polymerase II-specific; DNA binding; zinc ion binding. Gene Ontology annotation, cellular component: nucleus. Gene Ontology annotation, biological process: regulation of DNA-templated transcription; aflatoxin biosynthetic process. The record is from RefSeq and is a predicted model, not a curated record.
AUGCCUGAGCGUACCAGUAGCGGCGGAGCCGCAAGAAGUCGAGAGACCGUCAAACUCCGGGACAGUUGCGAAAUAUGUGCCAGCGCCAAGGUCCGAUGCAGUAAAGAGAAGCCAUCCUGCUCCCGAUGCAUCAAUCGUGGCUUGAAAUGCGAGUACGGCCUAUCACGGCGCAACGGUCGGUCAGCGACCAACAACAACAGCAGCAGCAGCAAUCGCGACCAAGAUCAGAGCUAUGGCACACAUGUGAAGCCUCCAGUGGCGCCAGUGCGGCGAGACAGCGGAGACCAGAAUCGCCAGAUUGAAUGGACGACGGACAUGGUCGAUGUGUCCACAGAGGAUCCUCACCUUACCGCCCUAUCACAACCUAUGCCACACUCGAUGCCUACUUAUCCGCAAACCGCUCCUAUGAGCGUCCCGUUCACGCAAGAAGUACCAGACCUCAAUGUCUCGAUGCUACCGAACGAAACCAACAUGGAUCUUUUCAUGAUGAAUAGCGAUGUAACGACGUGGACCGACAUCCAGCCGCCAUGGGCAGCCGCCGCGUGUGAGCCGGACCAUUGUUGCUUGAACACGGCGCUCGACCUACUACGUCAAUUAAGUAUAACGGAAGCGUCCAAAGCGUGCCCGAGACGUGGUAUGCCUGAGCAAAUCCCGCCUCCCACGCUCGAAAUGGCUGCUACCAUGAAUCGGACAAUCAUUGCUUCUUUGAAUACUAUCCUUGGUUGUUCUUGCUCACUAAACGGAAAUCUACUGACGAUCAUCUCCUUGGUCACUUUCAAGCUCAUUGCGUGGUGCGCGUCAGCUGCGAAGAAUACUCCUCGUGCUGACUCUCCCAUGGCAACGGCAGAGACAAUGGGCUCGAAUGCGCCCAUAGCACUCAAGGACCUGCUUCGCAGCCCUCCAGCAGGGCUUGACGGUCUCAUGGAUGCUGUGGGUGCCACUGGCAACGAGCAGAUACAGGCCGCGGCACAGACGGUGCUCGACGAUCUCUACCGAGUACAAGAUCUCGUCAACCUGUUUUCACAGCGACUGAACAUGGCUCGGCGAAGGAGAAGCGCCGUGGGUGGAGGGUCAGCAGGCUCUGACAUACAAGCCGCCAUGUACAAUACUUCGACAACAUUGAGUGAGUCGGUCUCGGCGCAGCUCGAAAGUGAUUUACGGCGACGCCUUCGGGCUGUCAGCUUUGAGACGGUACAGAUUCUGCUACGUGGGUGA